AUGGUAGCAUCAACUAUUAUCACUGUUUCAGGCCACGCGCUCCUCAAUAAGUUCGCUAUCGGCCUAGCAGGUGAAGCUGGGACAUGGGUCUUCAAACAGAUUCUACACUCAGCCUCGGGCGGUAGUGAUACCAACAAAAUUCGACGAGACAUCUCCGGGGCCGUCACAGAAAUGAAGGAACUGAAGCGGACUGUAGAUACUCUAUCACGAGAGCUUCCUGAGGCUCUCCUCCAACUACGAAGCGACAACCUGAGAGAGUCUCUUACCAAGAUAGAGACUAUGUACGACACGAUUACCGACCUGAUGGAAACGGCUGUCACUCUCCCUGAGGAUAUGUCGGAUGUGGAGCGAGAUAAAAAGCUCAAUUCUAUUCAGACUCGCUUAGAAGAUCGCCUUAGGAUGUUUUCUGACAUACCCGGUAUUCUUGAUCGCAUCAACGAUUUCCUUGCAGAGGACGGACCAAGGUCUUUUCUCCGUCAGGCCAUCCAGAAAACCUUCGACAACUCUGAUGAAUUCAUUAGUUAUUACGAAAGAGCAAAACCUCGCUACUGGGUUGUAGUUGCCAAGGGCAUUUCUCUUUUGCAAAUGGCUUACGAUGCUCCAAACGUGGAUUUUUCCGAGGGCAUGCUCACAAUCCGACGCCAGAAGGACAAGCUCGAUAGGCAAGAUCAGUUUUUCAAAGUAGUUGUUGGAGAAAAUACUGUCCGACUGGUCGAAUGUGCUCUCUCGAGCCCUUCGUCUACCCAUGUCACGCUCCUAUCUGAUGAGGGUUUCGCGAUCGGUCACAAAUUGCCAAGUAACGGUGAUAUCUCCUCGCUGUCCAUAUGGCCAGGGCAACUUAUACCUAUCCAUCGAAAAUCAAACGAUCCAGUUGGAGACAAGAUCGCAUCGAGGUGGGAUAUGCAAUUGGGGUGUGGAGACGAGGCUGGCCUCGGACAUGCCGUUAUUUUCGCACACUUCAGCUCUGAACGGUGUAUGUUGCAUCACAUGCCAUUUGUUUCGAUGGUAGAAAGGAACCUGAAAGACCGUAAUUAUAUUGCGUGGCUCAUAAAGCCUGUAUGUCCUGGUUCAGACCGGUAUACUAUCAGGGCUCCAGAAUACCAACCUGAGUCUCCAUCUCCGAUUAAUGAACUUCUUACCUGGACUCGAAGAGGUUGGAGACCGCGGUUUGACUGCUCUGGAUCGCAUUUAGCCGCAAAAGAAUUCCUACAGAUGGAAAGGAAUGUCAGUAUUGGCGAUACUGGCACAAGCUUCCAGAUCAAGCUCUGA
Fusarium verticillioides 7600 is the source of this 1269-nucleotide messenger RNA. RefSeq lists its product as hypothetical. Bases 1 to 1269 code for a protein of 422 amino acids. The record is from RefSeq and is a predicted model, not a curated record. NCBI's taxonomy places the organism in Eukaryota, Fungi, Ascomycota, Sordariomycetes, Hypocreales, Nectriaceae. The transcript has 2 exons.